AUGGUUUUUUGUAUAGGAACCCUUUGGAAUGUAGUUCCAUGCAGAGGCAAGGCAUCACAGAAAGUUAUGAAAAGCACAUAUCUGAAAAGCUAUGAAACUCUUCAAAGUGAGGAUGAUUCCAACUUUCUUCUAGAUAAUGAUGAGAUGGGGGAGGUGCUUACAAGAAAUGGUUCUUGGAGGGAAGGAGAUAGAGGGAGCGAAAGAAAGAUAUCUAGGAAAGCCGGAAGAGGGGCUUCCAAUGUGUCUUCCGAGGUAAGCAUUGGAGAAGGGAAGAAGCAAAGGCCAAGAUCUAAUAGUGCAAUAAGUAAUGAUGGGUUUUGGAGCGAUAGCUAUGAAGAUAUGUCUGGAGAGGUCGAGUCUAGGAACGGCUCCAAGGAAAAAAAGAAAAGCAGAGAGAGACAUGACAAAAAAGAGUCCAGGGGCAAUAGGAGAGUUCCUUCAGAGGAAGUAAAAAGUAGUAGAAGAUCUUCAAAGUCAAUGGACAUGGCUUCCAAGAAAAGUGAGAUACUUGAAAAGUACAGGAGUAGAAUAUACAAUGGAGAAAAAGGACACUAUAGUCCUGAUGACAUUUCCAAGGAGUCAGAAGUGGAAUCCAGUGAUUACAGAGAGGAGGAGAAGAACCCUAGAGGUACUUCCAGGCAGAGGCUUGAUAGGUAUAGAGAUUCUAGAGCAUUUGAAAGGGAUUCCAGCCAUAACCCCGAUGACAGUGAAAGCGAAAUCACCUUCAUAAUGGAUAUUUACGAUAAGUCGUCCUUGAAUAACAGCUUGAGAGAAAAGAUGUUUGAAUACCUAAGUCAAAUGGGAAAGAAAAGCUAG
Molecule: messenger RNA, 816 nt
Organism: Encephalitozoon hellem ATCC 50504
Lineage: Eukaryota; Fungi; Microsporidia; Unikaryonidae
Exons: 1
Coding region: 1-816 (271 amino acids)
Source: RefSeq, a predicted model, not a curated record